GCUGAACGGAUCUGAAGCCCUCGAUUCCCCACUAAGCCUUGAUCUAGUAGUAGCCCUUUGAUGAUGCAGGCAGAUUAUUAGAUUCUGGGAAAAUUGUGUUGCUAAAAGAUGAAAUUCGCAGGCUUCUCGAGUCAUCAUCGGAGGAGUCAAUUUAUAGAAGCCUGACCACAACCAUAUGCGCCUUCGUCGCAGGCUUCGGCAUGGCAUUUGUUUUCGGUGCCUUCAUCGUCAGUUGCACAAUCCGAAGGCUCCGAGGGUACGGUGACGAAUCACAACAUCAUGGCUCAACCGCAUCGGCCGCUUCUUCGUCGGGACAACGCCGCCGCGAGCAUGUGGUUGCCAUACCAGUGCACAUAUACGGCCCCGGACCGUCAUCCUCGUGCGCUGCUACGACGUCGUAUGAGUUACAGGCCUGCGCCAUAUGUUUGUGUGAGUACGAGAAUGGGGAGCGCGUGAGUGUUCUGCCUCGAUGUAAGCACAUGUUCCACAAGGACUGCAUCGAACAGUGGGUGCCCGUGAAGUCGGUGAAUUGUCCCAUUUGUAGGGCUCCGACGGUAGGCGGAGACGCAUGUUCGGCGUGGAUGAAUUGCUGAUAGGAGUUGAGAACCCAUCACCACCUGCAUUGUUGGUCCUCAACUUCCCAAGCAGUGGGAUGACGAUUUCAAAUUCUCGAUGAUCCAUAACAAAAAGGAUGGACUUUGAGCCUUUGUAUUUCAAUACAUAAUAACCUAUUUGAUUAUUUUUUACAUUUUAGCUAUUUCUAAGUCAAUUUUUUGACAUAGUCUUUUUCUGAA
Vitis vinifera (wine grape) is the source of this 794-nucleotide messenger RNA. Its product is annotated as E3 ubiquitin-protein ligase Os03g0188200. The record is from RefSeq and is a predicted model, not a curated record. Bases 201 to 593 code for a protein of 130 amino acids. The transcript is spliced from 2 exons. NCBI's taxonomy places the organism in Eukaryota, Viridiplantae, Streptophyta, Magnoliopsida, Vitales, Vitaceae.